Messenger RNA from Vigna umbellata (rice bean), 1125 nucleotides. RefSeq lists its product as uncharacterized. NCBI's taxonomy places the organism in Eukaryota, Viridiplantae, Streptophyta, Magnoliopsida, Fabales, Fabaceae. The record is from RefSeq and is a predicted model, not a curated record.
AUGCCGCCCAUUACCUUUUCGGAUGAAGAUUUUCACGCGCCCGACCCUGACCAGGACGACCCUAUGGUCAUAACCGCGGAGAUAGCGCGCUACGGAGUCAGCAAAGUUCUGGUCGACCAGGGGAGUUUGGUCAACAUCCUCUACUGGAAGACCUUCCUGCAAAUGGACAUCUCAGAGGAACUUAUCGUCCCUUAUGAUGGGCAGAUAGUGGGGUUUGCAGGAGAAAGAGUUGAUACAAGGGGAUAUGUGGAGUUGAGGACAAGGUUGGGGACCGGUCGCUCCGGCGAGGAAAAGAGGAUUCAGUAUCUGCUAGUAGAGGCAAACACCUCGUACAACAUACUGCUCGGGAGGCCGUGCUUAAACGCGUUUGGAGCGAUCGUCUCAACACCCCACCUCGCGAUGAAGUACCCUUGUGAGAAGGGAACUAUAUGCACGGUCCGGGCGGACCAGAGGACGGCACGGGAGUGCUACGCGGCGGGGUUGAAGCUACACGUCCGACCAGUAAAGAGGCGGGCGGCCGGCUCUGAGGUGGCCAUGGCAGACCUCGACCCAAGAACGAAUACCGAGGACCGUCUGGAGCCUAUUGGAGAAACCCAACCUAUCUUGAUAGGAAGGGAACCCACUCAGACCACCCUCAUCGCCAGGGAGCUGAACCCUGAGAUGGAAAGGGAGUUGAGGGCACUCCUAUGGAAGAACCGGGAUUUAUUUGCGUGGACGGCAGCUGAUAUGCCAGGCAUCCAUCCCGCAGUGAUGUGCCAUAAGCUCUCGCUUUUCCAAAACGCCCGUCCGGUCGCCCAGAAAAAGCGAAGAGUGGGCGAGGAGAAACGAAAGGCUGUGGAGGAGGAAGUAGAGAAGUUGAAGAAAGCUGGUUUUGUUCGAGCGGUCACGUACACCACGUGGCUAGCUAACGUGGUUAUGGUGAAAAAGGCCAGUGGAAAAUGGCGUAUGUGCACUGACUACACGGACCUGAACAAAGCCUGCCCGAAAGAUUCACACCCCCUACCCAGUAUAGACGCCCUGGUGGACGGCGCCUCUGGACAUCGAGUACUAAGUUUCUUGGAUGCAUAUUCCGGAUACAACCAAUACCCUGUAUGGGCCCGGAUUCGACAAGAACGGCAUUCAUAA